UCCACCCACGCACACCCGGCAGGCCAGGUUGCUCCAGGCGCACCUCCCUGGCGGAGCCGAGGAGGGAAGGAGCAAGGGAUGGGAUGAGAGACCGAGGGUCUCAGCUCCAAGCACACCCCACCCCGGGCCACUUUCUGGGCCUAGCGCUCCCCGAGUCCCCCCCAGCUUUGCUUCUCACCCCCGACGGAGCAGAGGGGUCUUGCCAAGCCCGUCUGAUCCUCUGGCCCCUCCAGAGAAGCAAGAGAGGGCGCCACUCCUCAGAGAGAGAUUGGGCCUAAGAGUCUGAUUUAGAGGGCUCUGCAGCCCCCGGCCCCCGACCCUCCCGAGCCCCGGCGUCUCCAGCCCCUCCACGUGCCAGCCGGCCCGCCCCCGCUCGGGCCCUGGGCGCCGCUCUCAGCCCCGGGCCUCGGCGGAGAGGGGGCCCGGACUCACGCGUUCCAAGCGCCCCCUGCCGUCUCACCGGAGCCUGGGAGGCGGCCCCAACGCAGACCCCGGCCCUGCGGGGCCGGCCCCUGUGAAUGGGCCGGCGGGCGGAGCAGCACGGAGGGGACCGCCCUCUGCCCGCCCGCCCAGGAGGGGACGCGAGCUGGUGGCUGCGCCAGCAGCGCCCGCCUGGGGCCCGCGGCACUCUGCGCUCGUCCUCCCGGGCUGCGCGACGGGACGGGGACCGGCGCGGACUCUGCGGGCCGGCAGCCGAGUCCGGGCCGGAGCCCGAGCCGCCGCGGGAGGCCAAAGGGCUGCGCGCGGAGAUGGCGGCCCCGGCGGCCGCAGCGGCGGCGGAAGGGAUGGAGCCGCGGGCGCUACAGUAUGAGCAGACCCUGAUGUAUGGCCGGUACACUCAGGAGCUUGGGGCCUUUGCCAAAGAGGAAGCUGCUCGGAUCCGCCUGGGAGGGCCCGAGCCCUGGAGGGGUCCACCUUCCCCUCGGACUCCCCCCGAGCUCCUGGAAUACAGACAGAGCCGUUGCACCCGAUGCCGCUUCUGUUCCGUACACUGCCAUAAGUUCCUAGUGUCCAGGGUUGGUGAAGACUGGAUCUUCCUGGUCCUGCUGGGGCUUCUCAUGGCGCUGGUCAGCUGGGCCAUGGACUAUGCCAUCGCUGCCUGUCUGCAGGCUCAGCAGUGGAUGUCCCGGGGCUUGAACACCAGCCUCUUGCUCCAGUACCUGGCCUGGGUCACUUACCCCAUCGUCCUCAUCACUUUCUCAGCUGGAUUCACACAGAUCCUGGCUCCGCAGGCUGUUGGGUCUGGCAUCCCUGAGAUGAAGACCAUCUUGCGGGGAGUGGUGCUGAAGGAAUACCUCACCCUCAAGACCUUUGUAGCUAAGGUCAUUGGGCUGACCUGUGCCCUGGGCAGUGGGAUGCCCCUCGGCAAAGAGGGCCCUUUUGUGCAUAUCGCAAGUAUGUGUGCUGCCCUGCUCAGCAAGUUCCUCUCCCUCUUCGGAGGCAUCUAUGAGAAUGAAUCCCGGAACACAGAGAUGCUGGCUGCUGCCUGUGCCGUGGGAGUGGGCUGCUGCUUUGCAGCACCUAUUGGAGGCGUCCUGUUCAGCAUUGAAGUCACCUCCACCUUCUUUGCUGUGCGGAAUUACUGGCGGGGCUUCUUUGCUGCCACCUUCAGUGCCUUCAUCUUCCGGGUCUUGGCAGUCUGGAACCGUGAUGAAGAGACCAUUACGGCUCUCUUCAAAACCCGAUUCCGGCUUGACUUCCCCUUUGACCUCCAGGAGCUGCCGGCCUUUGCUGUCAUUGGGAUUGCCAGUGGCUUCGGGGGAGCACUCUUCGUCUACCUGAACCGGAAGAUUGUCCAGGUGAUGCGGAAGCAGAAAACCAUCAACCGCUUCCUCAUGAAGAAACGCCUGCUCUUCCCGGCUCUGGUGACCCUGCUCAUCUCCACUCUGACCUUCCCUCCUGGCUUUGGACAGUUCAUGGCCGGACAGCUCUCACAGAAGGAGACACUGGUCACCCUGUUUGACAACCGGACGUGGGUCCGCCAGGGCCUGGUGGAGGAUCUGGAGCCUCCCGGAACCUCACAGGCCUGGAGCCCACCACGUGCUAACGUCUUCCUCACGCUGGUCAUCUUUAUUCUCAUGAAGUUCUGGAUGUCUGCACUAGCCACCACCAUCCCAGUGCCCUGUGGGGCCUUCAUGCCUGUCUUUGUCAUUGGAGCAGCAUUUGGGCGUCUGGUGGGCGAAAGCAUGGCUGCCUGGUUCCCAGAUGGGAUUCACACGGACAGCAGCACCUACAGGAUUGUGCCAGGGGGCUAUGCAGUGGUGGGGGCAGCUGCGCUGUCAGGAGCAGUGACACACACAGUGUCUACGGCCGUGAUCGUGUUCGAGCUCACAGGCCAGAUCGCCCACAUCUUGCCCGUCAUGAUCGCCGUUAUCCUGGCCAAUGCUGUUGCCCAGAGCCUACAGCCCUCACUCUACGACAGCAUCAUCCGAAUCAAGAAACUGCCCUAUCUGCCUGAGCUGGGCUGGGGCCGCCACCAGCAGUACCGGUUGCGAGUGGAGGACAUCAUGGUGCGAGAUGUUCCCCACAUCGCCCUCAACUGCACGUUCCGGGACCUGCGGUUGGCACUACACAGGACCAAGGGCCGCAUGUUGGCUCUAGUGGAGUCCCCUGAGUCCAUGAUCCUUCUGGGCUCCAUCGAGCGCUCGCAGGUGGUGGCAUUGCUGGGGGCCCAGCUGAGUCCAGCCCGCCGGCGGCAGUACAUGCAGGAGCGUCGAGCUGCCCAGAUCUCUCCACCAUCUGAUCAGGAGAGUCCCCCCAGCCCUGAGACCUCUGUCCACUUCCAGGUGAACACAGAGGACUCAGGCUUCCCUGCAGCCCACGGGGAGACUCACAAGCCCCUGAAGCCUGCUCUCAAGAGGGGAUCCAGCAACACCAUGAACCUCGGGGAGAGUCCCACAGGGAACAUAGAGCCGGCAGGCAUCACCCUCAGGAGCCUGUUCUGUGGCAGUCCACCCCCUGAGGCUGCUUCCAAGUUGGAGAAGUUGGGAUCAUGUGACAAGCGCAAGCUGAAGCGGGUCCGAAUCUCCCUGACGAGCACCUCGGACCUGGAAGGCGAGAUGACCCCUCAGGAGAUUCUGGAGUGGGAGGAGCAGCAACUAGAUGAACCUGUCAACUUCAGUGACUGCAAAAUUGACCCUGCCCCCUUCCAGCUGGUGGAGCGGACCUCUUUGCACAAGACUCACACCAUCUUCUCACUGCUGGGAGUGGACCAUGCUUAUGUCACCAGUAUUGGCAGACUCAUUGGAAUUGUCACCCUGAAGGAGCUCCGGAAGGCUAUCGAGGGCUCUGUCACAGCACAGGGCGUGAAAGUCCGGCCACCCCUCGCCAGCUUCCGUGACAGUGCCACCAGCAGCAGCGACACAGAGACCACUGAGGUGCAUGCACUCUGGGGGACCCGCUCCCACCACGGCCUCCCCCGGGAGGGCAGCCCUUCUGACAGUGAUGACAAGUGCCAGUGAACCCCUCAAUGGGUGGCCUGGGAUGGCGGUGGCUGUGGCCCUCAGCCCAGAUCCUGCAGCUCCCUAUUCCUUCUGCCGUGGGAAAGCAGGAGGCAGCUGCAGCUGAAGGCUGGAGCCCCAGCCCCCCUUCCACACCUGGGUGCCAGCUUCUCCCAGUUCAUCCUACCUGGAAUCUCACCCAACACCCACCUGCAGCAAGCGUUCCAAGGGCAGGAAGAUCAGCACUGCCCUGGCAGAAUGCGGGUGGGAUCACUUGACCCUUGACCUUGUUCCCCCUUGGAGGAGAAAAGGGUAGAACUAAGAUGGGUUUAUACUGGAACCUCCAAUGACCAGAUGUAUAUAGAGAUUUACAAAGAUUUUUAUAUUAAUUUAAUAAAACAAAUUCUUAAAUAGAACAAAAUAAACACCUAAUGAGCCACUUAUAUAUAGAA
Equus caballus (horse) is the source of this 3892-nucleotide messenger RNA. RefSeq names its product chloride voltage-gated channel 2 (gene CLCN2). Gene Ontology annotation, biological process: chloride transport; transmembrane transport. NCBI's taxonomy places the organism in Eukaryota, Metazoa, Chordata, Mammalia, Perissodactyla, Equidae. The record is from RefSeq and is a predicted model, not a curated record. Gene Ontology annotation, cellular component: plasma membrane. Gene Ontology annotation, molecular function: voltage-gated chloride channel activity.